AUGUGGGAAGGGGGCGUGCACGGGAGCCACCAGGACGCCGCCCGCCUGCUGCCCCCCUGGCUCGGAGGCGGCCCGGCCGCGUUCGCCGACCCCGUCGGCGCCGCGGUUGGGGCCGGGUUCGGCGGCUACGCGUGCGACGUUGUGGGGCAAGCAGGCGGGGUGUUCGGGUUCGGGUUCGAGGCGGCCGUCGUCGCGGCGCAGCAGCAGCAUCAGCAGCAGCGCGCGGCGGAGGCUGCGGCGGCGGCGGCCGGGGGCAGCAAGGCCGUCGUGUCCGGGCUGCUCGGGAGCCUGCAGGCGGAGCUGGGCCGGAUGAACGCCGGGGAGAUCAUGGACGCCAAGGCGCUGGCCGCCUCGCGGAGCCACAGCGAGGCCGAGCGCCGCCGCCGGCAGCGGAUCAACGGGCACCUCGCCAGGCUCCGCAGCCUCCUCCCCAACACCACCAAGACGGACAAGGCGUCGCUGCUUGCCGAGGUGCUGGAGCAUGUGAAGGAGCUGAAGCGGCAGACGUCGGCGAUGACGAUGAUGGCGGCUGCCGUCGGGGGCGGCGAGGAUGACGACGCGGCGCCGGUGCAGAUGCUGCCGACGGAGGCCGACGAGCUGGGCGUCGACGCGGCGGAGGACGGGGAUGGGCGGCUCGUGGUGCGGGCGUCGCUGUGCUGCGAGGACCGCCCGGACCUCAUCCCCGACAUCAUCCGGGCGCUCGCGGCACUCCGGCUACGCGCGCACCGGGCGGAGAUCACCACGCUGGGCGGGCGCGUCCGGAGCGUGCUCCUCAUCACGGCGGAGGAGGGUGAGUGCGCUGACGAGGGCGGUGACGGUAUCGACGAGGAGUGCGCCGCAUCUCACCGGAGGCACGAGUGCAUCGCGUCGGUCCAGGAGGCGCUGCGCGGCGUCAUGGACCGCAGGGCGGCGUGCAGCAACGACACGUCGUCGUCCGGCGGUGGCGGCGGGAGCAUCAAGAGGCAGCGCAUGAACUACGGGGCGCAUGAGCAGUGCUCGGUUUAG
This is a messenger RNA of Triticum turgidum subsp. durum (durum wheat), 1005 nucleotides long. NCBI's taxonomy places the organism in Eukaryota, Viridiplantae, Streptophyta, Magnoliopsida, Poales, Poaceae. The record is from the annotation of a GenBank genome assembly.